Messenger RNA from Manis javanica (Malayan pangolin), 1332 nucleotides. RefSeq names its product ankyrin repeat and SOCS box containing 12 (gene ASB12). Gene Ontology annotation, molecular function: protein binding. The record is from RefSeq and is a predicted model, not a curated record. Gene Ontology annotation, biological process: intracellular signal transduction; positive regulation of protein catabolic process; protein ubiquitination. Lineage: Eukaryota; Metazoa; Chordata; Mammalia; Pholidota; Manidae.
AAUGCCUAGUCUUUAGGAGGUGUUGACUCAGUUAGGAAACUGAGGGCUUUGCCUGCUCCGGCCCAGGGGCUGUAGGGUUUCCGUGCUGGGCCAUCAGGACACAGUACUUCACAGAGGAGUGAGGCAGUGACCUUGGGCAGCUUGGCCUCAAGCAGAAGCCUGAUGAGGAACCUGAAUCCCAAAGAGGGGAAGAGACUUGCCCAAGAUCUGGCAUGUCCUGUUCAUAAUGAGAAUAUUUCUGCUCCAGUCAGCCAAGAUGAACCUCAUGAACAUCACCAAGAUAUUUUCCCUCCUGCAGCCUGACAAGGAGGAGGAGGACACCAACAGGGGGGAGAAGCAGGCUCUCAAUCAAGCAGUAUACAAUAACGACUCCUAUACUUUGGAUCAGCUUUUGCACCAGGAGCGUUACAAACGUUUCAUCAACAGUAGGAGUGGCUGGGGCAUUCCUGGGACACCGUUGCGCUUGGCUGCUUCUUAUGGCCACCUUAGCUGUUUGCAGGUCCUCUUGGCACAUGGUGCUGAUGUUGACAGCUUGGAUGUCAAAGCACAGACACCACUUUUUACCGCUGUCAGUCAUGGCCAUCUGGACUGCGUGCAUGUGCUUUUGGAAGCUGGAGCCAGUCCUGGGGGUAGUAUCUACAACAACUGCUCUCCUGUGCUUACAGCUGCCCGUGAUGGUGCUAUUCCCAUUCUGCAGGAACUCCUGGGCCAUGGUGCAGAGGUCAAUGUCAAAGCUAAACUACCAGUCUGGGCAUCAAACAUAGCUUCAUGUUCUGGCCCCCUCUAUUUGGCUGCAGUCUAUGGACACCUUGACUGUUUCCGCCUGCUUUUGCUCCAUGGGGCAGACCCUGACUACAACUGCACUGACCAGCACCUACUGGCUCGAGUCCCACAGCCCCGCACCCUCCUUGAAACCUGCCUUCACCAUAAUUGUGAGCCAGAGUAUAUCCAGCUGUUAAUUGAUUUUGGUGCUGACAUCUACCUUCCAUCUCUCUGCCUGAACCUGAACUCAAAAGAUGACAGAGGCACUGAAUUGCUGCUACAAGCCCGAGCCACUCCACGUUCACUACUAUCACAGGCCCGUUUAGUUAUACGCAGAGCCCUGCAUCACGCCAGUCAACCACAAGCCAUUGACCAGCUGGAUAUUCCUCCUGUGUUGAUUAGCUACCUAAAACACCAACUGUAAUCUCGCAGCCUCCCCAGAAAACCCAUGAUGCCUCCAAACACCACCUGAGGACCCAGGUAGGUGGAGGGCACUAGCUCCACUCAGUCACCUGGAGCUCCUCUCCUGUAUUCUCCUCCAUAAUAAAAUAUUAAAUAAAAUAAAUCCUG